Sclerotinia trifoliorum is the source of this 1263-nucleotide messenger RNA. NCBI's taxonomy places the organism in Eukaryota, Fungi, Ascomycota, Leotiomycetes, Helotiales, Sclerotiniaceae. The record is from the annotation of a GenBank genome assembly.
CUUUGAUUUAUCAGUUCAAAUCUUUCAGAUGAAGUUUAGCAUCAACCGUUAGAACCAGCGUCCAAAAGUCUUUGUCCUUAUAGACCUUGAAUAACCUCUCAAUAGGAAGAUGGAGGCCGGCGAGCGUACUCCAUUGAUUGCGACGGUUCCUGUUGGCCAACCGCGCCAGAGAUAUGAGCAUGAUACAAUUCGUCGUUUCUUCACUAUAGCUGCAAUUUGUUGCUUGAUUAUCGCAGCAUUCAUUUUUGUUUUUGUUCUUCCUCUACUUGAAUAGUUUUGGAGGGCUUGAGUCUUCUAUAUCAUUUGAAAAUACUAAUAUUUAAACUCCUUGAGAGAAUGGUGCUCUUUCUCAUACCAAUACGCUGGUUCUUUGAAAUUCGAGCGGUUCAUCGAGGUAUUCAGUCCCAUUAUGGAAAAAUCAAAAUUAGCCAAUAAAUUCAUCCUCAGAUCUCCCCAAUUCUUCCUGCAUGUACCACUUCCACCAAUCUUGACAACAACUCCAAUAAUAAACAUCCAUCAGCACCACAUCAUGACUUCCCUACCCCACAAAAUCUAUAAAAUCCAAUGGUAUCUUGCAUUCCAAGAUCCUCUCAUGCCUCAGACUACACGCUACCACACCAACCUCUUCAUUGGAACCUUUCCAAAUGGCUCCGGUACAAUCUACGAAGUCAAUGGGGAUAUCGUCUCGGUUAACGGAAUGUCCUAUUUCCAAUUCCCUUCACCACCACCUAAAUCCGUCGAGUCAUUUUAUCGAAGUACUCUUCUAGGUGAAGUCAAUACAUCGGAUUUGCAUCGCGUGACAGAACUCCUGAAAGGUAUUCCCGCGCCUCAAAGACAGAGAUGGUUUAACCCCAGGAGUAUGAAGGUGGAAGCUUGUAAGGUGGAUGGAUCGCCGUAUGUUGUAGGAGAUGAUGUACCCCCGUUUUGGAAAUGUACUGAGUGGACGAAUGGGAUGGCUAUACCUGCUUUGUGGGAAAAUGGCUUGAUUAAAAUGGUUGAUGGAGGAGAGGUUGUUGGGACUGAUAUGGUGUAGAAUGGUCUUGUUGUAUGUAGUGGAGAUCAGUUUCAUUGUAGACAUCAGCUGCUGGAAAUGGAUGAACAUCAGCGGAUGAGAAACACUUCUAGAUGACUGAAGCAGGAUCAUUCAAGAAGUCAAUGUAUUUUUGCGGAGGAUGGGAUGUGUGAGGAAUAUCAUCGAUAAACCACCAAUAUCUUUCUACUUCCUCACAAAUAAAUCAUCAAAAUCAAAAACAAACUCUUUUC